Messenger RNA from Morone saxatilis (striped sea-bass), 4146 nucleotides. RefSeq names its product post-glycosylphosphatidylinositol attachment to proteins 6 (gene pgap6). Lineage: Eukaryota; Metazoa; Chordata; Actinopteri; Moronidae. The record is from RefSeq and is a predicted model, not a curated record. The coding region runs from base 106 to 2412 and encodes 768 amino acids. Gene Ontology annotation, cellular component: plasma membrane. The transcript is spliced from 13 exons.
GUGCUGUGCAGGUAGAAUGAAGUUCCCCUCGGCGAUAGACGGCCGUGUGUGACAUUACGGCUGGAUAAAGGGCGGUGUAAUGCUUCACACACUCAGAAAGGAAACAUGGCGUUUUGUUUUCUACGCGGUCUCCUUGUCGUCGCCCUGACAGCUGGGACAUUAGGAGACGAUGGACAGGUGACGUUUGUAUCGGAGCUCUCGUCCAAACCAGCUCAGAAGUUGUCCAAGUACGGUUGGUUUGGCAACGUGAGGCUGCAGAGGUUUCACAUACCAGAGGAAACUGCCGUCGCUCGCUGGCUGUUCUCUGUCACCAAGGGCCACAACUUCAACUGCGGGCAGCACAACGUCAGCAUCCAUAUUCGAUGGGGCGCCCCUCCAGUUAUAAACCCAGUAGGGUCAGCGUUUCCCAAUGCGACACUAUGGAGCCCCUGUCGCUCUCUGAUCCUACCGGUGACAUCCCACAGCUCCACAACCUUUAACCUCUCCAACCCUGCUCCCGGUGAAUGGUACGUGGCUGCCCACUUGCCUGAAGAUGAUGGGCGCAUAGAGCAGAAGGGCUUUCCGUCCUGCUCGUACUUCUUCCAGCCUCAGCUGUCAAUCAGGAGAGCAGUGGACACACCCAUUUUACAGCAGGGCAAAUUCCUCCAACAGACCGCAGACCCUGACAGACCCGCACGUCUUAAGUUGUAUGUUCCAGAGUUCGCCUCAUCUCUCUCUGUCUCCGUGGCGGACUGUUCGACAGGGGAGGGUGUAGACGGUGCAAACUGUUCUGUGGUCCUCAGGCUCGGCUCCGCCUCUCUGCAGCAUGGCCCAGUAACAGUGAACUGCUCAGGGAUCAGUUGCUCUGCAGCUCUUUCUAACCCACCUUGGCACACCUGGUUACGAGUCGUUGUGGAGAGCAGCCAAGACAACCGCACCGUUAGCUUUAGUAUCGUCUCAAACUACACAGUGGGAUGUAAGCCAAAAAGUGUUGGCCUCGCAGUAGAUGAUGACAUCAACAAGCUGCGUGGCAACAGCAGCUAUACCAACUCAUCAGCCGGCAACAGCUCCGUGGGUGAAGACGUGGUCGCCUUUGGCAACAAAUCGUCACUGUCACCACCGCUGUUGGCGUCGGCGUGUAUAUGGAGCAUCCCUGUGCUCUACGAGGAGGUGGACGUUCUGUCACUCCGGUUCAAUCCCGUCAACGGCCCCAACGUCAGCGUGACAAAUACACACCCCACGAUGCUCACAUACCCCCUGCACACACAAGCCACUGGUGGUACGCUCAACCUACAGCUCACACUCAACACUACUAAUGUAACCGUGGGCAACAGCAGCAGGGUGGUGGCCUGUCUCUCUCCCUGGGCUCCAGUCCUUGAACUCAACCACUCUCAACCCUGUCACACAGCUUUGUUUGGAGGAUAUGGCGUUGAGGUGAAUGUCAGUGUUCCUAAAGCUGUUGUCAGGCUGCCUUUCCCUCAGUCAACAACAUGGUACCUCACCCUGCAGCUCACAUGUAACAGCAGUGAAUGUGGUAAUACUUCAUUGGUGUCUGUGGUCCCAGACGUGUUCAUCAGUGCCUGUGUAGAGGACUGUGGGACAUACGGUGAAUGUAGACUACUGAGAUCCUACAGCUACCUGUAUGCUGCGUGCGUCUGCAAGGCUGGCUGGAGUGGUUGGGGCUGCACUGAUGACUCGACAGCUCAGUCGUACCGUCGCCAGUUGACAGCCACUCUGCUGCUCACGCUCAGUAACCUGUUCUUUCUGCCUGCCAUUGUGGUGGCCAUCAAACGCUACUACAUCACUGAGGCCUCCGUCUACCUCUUCACAAUGUUCUUCUCCACGUUCUACCAUGCAUGUGACCAGCCAGGUAUAGCCGUACUAUGCAUGAUGGACUACGAUACCCUACAAUACUGUGACUUCCUGGGGUCAGUCUGUUCCAUCUGGGUCACCAUCCUGUGCAUGGCUCGCAUCAGAGACACAUUCAAAUAUACUCUGUUUAUGCUCGGGGCUCUGCUGAUAGCCAUGUCAAUGCAGCUGGACCGCAAAGGUCUGUGGAACCUGUUGGGCCCCGUCCUCUGUGCCAUACUGUUCAUGGUCGCUUCCUGGGUAUACCGAGGGGUGCGGCGUCGACAUUGUUACCCGCCUUCUUGGAAACGCUGGGCCUUUUACCUGAUCCCCGGGGCGGUCUGCGCCCUGAUCGGUGUAUGCUUGUACAUUUUUGCCGAGACGGAAGACAACUACUACUACACGCACUCGCUGUGGCACAUCCUGGUGGCCAGCUGCGUGGUGUUCCUGCUGCCACCCAAGGAGAAGAACAGGGAGGCGUUGGGCUGGACCAGGGGCUGGAGCUGGAGCUGGAGCUGGAGACCCCGGGUUUGUGGGUACACACUCUGUCAGAGCAGCAAAGAAGAACUCUACACUGUCACAUAGUUGGACAAGAGAUGCUGUAGGGAAGCAGAGUGACUAGGCAUUGAUUGUUAAACAGCCUUACAGACGUUCACAUAAGGUAAAAAAAGACAUACACGAGCACAGGGUGUCUGCUGGUGUCCACAAAAUCUGACUCUUCAAAUGUUCUUAAUAUCAGGAAUAAGCAUUUUAAAAUCUAAUUGAGACCUAUAUUUUCAUAGGUCUACCAUUUCCAUGUUCACAUUUACAGAAGGGUUCAAACUUGUCUUAUAUUUGAAUAAAGAAAAUGAUCUCUAAAAGUUUUGAAUUAGCUUAAACAAUUAACUUGCAGACAUCCUGAAUUACACACACGCACACACACACACGCACACACACACAAACAGCUCAUUGAACCCAAAUCCAACCUGCUGAAACCUCCAGGGUGAUCCACUGCACCAGCUCAGGUGUGAACAUCAAAACCUUCAGGUAGCACACCACCUGACCUGUGACCUCAUAACCAGGAGUUUGUACAUAUUGUGUAUGUACAUAUUUUACCAAGCUAGAACAUUAAUGUUUGAAAUAUUUAUAAGGAAUGGCACUUUGUGGAUCUCUUUUAAAACUUUAUAUUCAGCCUAUCAUUGAGUCUGCUGAUACAGUAUAUUUAUAGUUGAUGUAAACACUCCUCAUUCUUGUGCCCUCUUGUAUUCUCCUUUUCCCCACAGGCCUGGGCAAAAUGUGCUUGAUUUUUAUCUGCCAGUUUUAAGAACAUUUAAAAUAGUUUGACACUAUAACUCAGUCCACUUUUUAGCUUUUGCUCUGGAACUUGCAGUCGUAUAACAUGGUCUUCGUCAGCAGAGGAAGAGUUUUUUUUUUUUAUCUACAGAAUUUUAUCAUUGCAGAACAUUAAAGAAAAUGUAAUUUAGAUAAAGACAUGUAAUAGAAAUCAUUUAAGACCAGUAAUCAGCUCUUUAUGUAUUCCCAUAGCUUUUUUUUUUUUGUAGAACACAUUCUCAGCCAGUAGCCAGCUGUAAUUCAGGGGCUUUUCAUCGAGUGUACAUGUGAACUAAAGUGUAGUAGUAUGGGAUACAGGGUGCCUCCUCAUUCCUUAACAAAAUCUUAAAAUCCUGUACAUGGCAGGAGGUUACGCCCAUGUACAGAUAUAUAUGCAGCUUGUAUUGAAACUGGGUGUCUGUGUCCUCUCUGUUCUUGUCAGUUUCCCACUAUAAAACCUUACCAGUUCCUAAUUUUAUUCUGAAGCACUUUUAUGAUUAAAUAACAGAUUCUACUAUGUAAUGUACAUAGCCCUUAUGUGUAUGAAUGGGCACUUUAUGAAUGUAUAUUCAGAUUACUGUGUCUAGUGCCUCCUCUUGUCUGUGUAUUUCUGUGAGUGAGUGUACUGUGUGAGUGUGUGAAAGUCGUAUACAGUUUAUAUGUUGUCUGUUUUUAAGCGUCCCAUACUGUGAUGAGUUUCUCAUUGUGAUUUUGCACAGUUCAAACCGAACUUUUUUGUCACAAUAGCCUUCAUUUCUUUGUCGAAAUAUUGUUUUUUCCUUAUGUGUGUGUGAGAGAGAGUGUGAAACGCUUUCUUUUGUUGUCACAUGUAAGUAGGAGUAUGAAAAAGCAUACUACCGCAACAACAUACUGUAGCUCUCAUUGCGUUUAAGGAUGAAGACAUAAAUCGUGCUUAACAUGAGACAUUUACUUCCUUGUACUGGACAGCUACUUUUCAAUCUGUUAAAAAAUCCAAACAGAAUUUAGUGUACCAAAAAUAAAAUCUGU